CCCCAAUGAUGAUGACGUCAGAGAAAAGGCGACGGCGCUGUUGGUGACGUCACUAGUGUGCGCCCGAGUGCCGGUGGGACGGUGCGGCGCGGUGCUGUCGGGCCAUGGCUCCCGCCGCCGCACAGGCUCCUGAGAUCCAGUUCGCGCAGCGGCUGGCCGCCAACGAGAAACGGAUCCGGGACCGCGCCGUGAAGAAGCUGCGGGGCUACAUCAGUCUCCGCACACAGCGCCCGGGCGGUGGCUUCAGCCAGGAAGAUCUGCUAAAAAUAUGGAAGGGACUGUUCUAUUGUAUGUGGAUGCAGGAUAAACCACUGCUACAGGAGGAACUUGCAAAUAACAUUUCACAACUCAUCCACGUGAUUCAGAAUACAGAGGCUCAACACUUGUUCAUUCGAACAUUUUGGCAAACUAUGAGCCGUGAGUGGAAUGGAAUAGACAAUCUACGUCUUGAUAAGUACUAUAUGCUAAUCCGUAUGAUUUUGAGGCAAUCUUUUGAAGUGCUGAAAAGAAAUGACUGGGAUGAAAGCCUAAGAGAAAUGCUAUUGCAGCUACUAAUGAAGGAAGUCAUGGACCCAGACAGCAGUGCUCCCAAAGGGAUAAAGUUCCAUUUCAUUGAUAUCUAUCUGCAAGAAUUGGCUAAAGUUGGUGCAAAGGAGCUCACAGCAGACCAGAGUCUCAAGUUCAUUGAACCUUUCUGCAAUUUCGUUGCCAAAUCAAAAGAUCCUCCUGUGAUGCAUGCUGUAGCCAGUGGUAUCUUUGAGAUCAUUGUGGAUCAGUCCCCGUAUGCCAUUGAAGACCUAAUGAAAGAACUGGAAAGCAGCAGUGAUGAGGAAGAUGUGUCUGAAGAUGAUGAACAGGGGAAGAAAGAGACGCUUAAAACCAAAGCAAAUAGACGUUUGUCAGGAAAAUCUGCACAGAGCACUGAUAAAACAGAGGAUGCGUAUGAAAAUGCUGAUGAUAGUAUUGGGCCUGUUCUUCAGUUUGAUUAUAAGGCUGUUGCUGACAAACUCUUCGAACUGGCAAGCAAGAAAAAUACACCUGCCCUUAACAGAAAGCGUCUGUACAAGCUGGUCAAAAAGUUCCAGGAUUUAGCAGAAGGAAUCUUCCCCCAAGAUUUCCCUGAAGAUGUUUCUACAGAUGAAGAUGAUGAUACGUUCAGCAGAGGAAGGCGAAAGAAAAAAGUUGUUAAACCUUCAGAGAAAAAUAGUUUGGAAAAAGUAAAAGGCUCAGGGAAGGAUGAACAAGAGGCAUCAAGUGCAAAGGAGACAUCAGUUCCACAGAAGAGGAGGAAAAAAAGGAAGAUAAGGGAGAGCCCACAUGCUGAUUCUGGAACAAUCGAUGGAAAUUCUGAGGAGGGAGUAGCUGAAACAUCUGGAUGUGUUAUAUUGAACCCAGGAAAGAUGCCAGAAAAUAAUAAGAUGAAGAAGAAGAAGAAAUUGCUAGUUAAUGAGACAAAUGAGAUCAGAAAUGCAGUAAGUGACACCAGAGAUAAGCACAGUGUCUCUGCACAGAACAGUCAGACUGACACAGAACAGAGUAAAAAGAUUCAGUCAGAGAAAAUGAAUCCAAAAGUGCAAAAUGUUCUUGGAAAGCUGGAGUGUCAAAAUGGUCCAGCUAAAGCCAACAAGGCAGAGGAUGUCAGCCCAUCUGUCACACCAUUAAUUCUCAAGGCUGGGAAAAAGAAACAAAAAGCAGAGUCUGCUUUGGUCAAUGGGGAGAACUUUUUGCAGCAGACAGACUUGAAAUCCAAGAAGGAGGGCCCACUGUCAGGAGAUGUGGACUCGGAAUCUGAACCCUCCGGAAAGGUCAAAUUGAAGAAAAAGACAAAGCUGGUUGCUUUGGAAGGGAUCAAGGCCUCCAACCAGAAAGCGGCAACCUUGAAAAAGAAGCGAAAAGUUAAAGAGGUGCUAAAUUCUGUUGAAGGCAAUGGAAUUCUGGAGACUGCAUGCAAGAAAAGUAGAAAGGAGGAAAGCAGCACUGCUUUAUCACCAGUAAAGAAAAAGAAAGCAAAACAAGGGAGUGAUUUCGUAAAAUUUGAAAAAUCAACUGUACCAAAGGCAUUACUCUUCAGGAAGGCCAGAAGUACCAUCUCCUCCACCAGAGCCUCCAUUCCGUUGAAUAAGCUGCAAUCAUCCGGCUCCAAAAAAGUCACCUUUGGUUUGAAUAAAAACAUGACUGCUGAAUUUAAAAAGACUGACAAAAGUAUCUUGGUGAGCCCAGAAGGACCUUCUCGUGUAGCUUUCAAUCCUGCACAGAAACCCCGUCAUGGAGUGCUGAAGUCUCCUGCAGGUACUCCAGACAGAGAGCCUGAACUGAAGAAACCACUUACUGCACAAGCUAAGAAGAAAAUAACUGCUAGGGGUUUCUUUUAAACCAGCAGCAGUGGCCUACUUUUGUACAGGACAUUUUGCUAAAAUAUAACAUUCUCUGGAGGUA
This is a messenger RNA of Phasianus colchicus (ring-necked pheasant), 2436 nucleotides long. It is a transcript of the gene RRP1B, whose product is annotated as ribosomal RNA processing 1B. Gene Ontology annotation, cellular component: nucleus; preribosome, small subunit precursor. Lineage: Eukaryota; Metazoa; Chordata; Aves; Galliformes; Phasianidae. Gene Ontology annotation, biological process: rRNA processing. The record is from RefSeq and is a predicted model, not a curated record.